This is a messenger RNA of Ilex paraguariensis (yerba mate), 274 nucleotides long. NCBI's taxonomy places the organism in Eukaryota, Viridiplantae, Streptophyta, Magnoliopsida, Aquifoliales, Aquifoliaceae. The record is from the annotation of a GenBank genome assembly.
AUGCUCAGUAUGCCUAGGGGAUUACCAAGCAAAUGAUAAGCUUCAACAGAUACCUGCUUGUGGGCAUACAUUUCACAUGGACUGCAUUGACCACUGGCUGGCCACUCACACAACCUGCCCACUCUGCCGCCUUUCCCUCCUUACUUCUGCUAAAGCUUCAACUGAACCAGCACAUGUCCGUGCAGAAACGAGUCAAGGAUCUUUGGAUGCAGAAAAUGGUAAUGUAGCUUCUAUUCCAAAUAGCUCUCAAUCUUGCCAAGAUCCUCAAGUAUAG